AAACGUGUCAGUUUCAAUAGUAGUGUCAAAGUUCACUAUAUACAGACAUUCGCGCAGAUCCCCGUUUCGGAAACAUUGCUCCGCUGGUCUUCCCGUUCAAACGCAUUCAUUUUUUGGGUCUCUGCUCUUUGCAUAUUCUAUUAGUUUUUUUGUCCGUGUUUUUGUCUUUUUCUCUUUCGCUCCGCUUCAGCUGGAGAGGUGAAAUACCGGGACACGGCGCAUUAUUAUUAUUUUUAAUUUUUACAAAAAUAUUUUUCGCUGUUGAUGAGUUUAUUAAGAUAUGAAGAAAUGAAAUACAGCUCUUCAGUUUUCGCUCCCUUCGAUCAGUGGAGACUGGAGUGAGAAGGAGAGAGAAAAGAGGGGGAUUUAUUUCGCCAUACUUUUGGAUCGCUUGUUAUUUUCUAUUCCAUCCAUAUCCUGGUCCGAUCCCAGGGAAUCGCCUCUGCGCUCCAACCGCUUAAUCUGAACUAAACGCUAAUUUGUUGCCUAUCGACAUUUCUCUUUUUUUCCAAGACUGGGUUUCUGAAUGGCUGACUGCGAUUUACCUUGGAACUGGCCUCCCGACACAUGCUUAUCCUGAUCGGGGUGCCUCUUCACUUCUAUUUUGAAUGUAUCGAUCGCCCUCCGCUCCUGCUCAGCCAUAUGUGUAAGAUUUGACUUUGCACAACCUUGCGCCCGAUACCCUUUUUCCCCACUUGAAAUACCGCAGCGAUCAGCUCGCUUUUAAGCACUUUUUCGGAAUCGAGAUAUGGCAAUGGUAGUUAGCGUCUGGCGAGAUCCGCAGGAGGACGUGGCCGGAGGAACUCCGGGCGGCCAUAACACGCAGCCGGCAAGGGAGCAGCAGCAAGCGGCGUCGGCGGCGCCGCAUACCCCGCAAACACCCGGUCAGCCGGGACACCCGUCAACGCCCGGGACAGCCGGAGACAAGGGACACGGCCAGAGUUCAGGACAAAAUCAGCAUAUUGAAUGUGUGGUUUGCGGGGACAAAUCCAGCGGCAAGCACUAUGGUCAGUUUACCUGCGAGGGAUGCAAAAGUUUCUUCAAGAGGAGUGUCCGGAGGAACUUAACGUAUACAUGUCGUGCCAACAGGAACUGUCCAAUCGACCAGCACCACCGAAAUCAGUGCCAGUACUGCCGGCUGAAGAAAUGUUUAAAAGUGGGCAUGAGGCGGGAAGCGGUUCAGCGAGGACGAAUGCCUCCGACCCAGCCCAACCCAGGCCAGUACGCCCUGACGAACGGGGAUCCUCUGAACGGGCAUUGCUAUUUAUCUGGAUACAUCUCGUUAUUACUGCGGGCCGAGCCUUACCCGACGUCCCGAUACGGCAGCCAGUGCAUGCAGCCUAACAACAUUAUGGGCAUCGAGAAUAUCUGCGAGCUGGCCGCACGCCUGCUCUUCAGCGCCGUUGAGUGGGCCAGGAACAUCCCUUUCUUUCCAGAUCUGCAGAUCACGGACCAGGUGUCUCUUCUCAGGCUGACUUGGAGCGAGUUGUUUGUGCUUAACGCGGCUCAGUGCUCCAUGCCCCUUCACGUGGCCCCGCUGCUGGCCGCGGCUGGCCUCCACGCCUCCCCGAUGUCCGCCGAUCGGGUCGUGGCUUUCAUGGAUCACAUUCGUAUCUUCCAGGAGCAGGUUGAGAAACUCAAGACCCUCCACGUCGACUCGGCAGAGUACAGCUGUAUCAAAGCAAUAGUGCUGUUCACGUCAGACGCUUGUGGCCUAUCGGAUGCGGCCCACAUUGAAAGCCUGCAAGAGAAGUCACAAUGUGCCCUUGAGGAGUACGUGAGGAGCCAGUACCCCAACCAGCCCAGCCGUUUCGGAAAGCUUUUGCUGCGCCUGCCCUCACUUCGCACUGUUUCUUCAUCAGUGAUCGAGCAACUUUUCUUCGUCCGCUUGGUAGGUAAAACACCCAUUGAAACCUUGAUCCGGGAUAUGUUGCUAUCCGGGAGUAGCUUCAACUGGCCGUAUAUGUCAAUUCAAUGAUCCCAGUAAGGGGGAAAAAGCGACGAAAAAGGACCAAAACAGCCGCCUGAACCUGAAGACUGUAUGGACCUCAAACGAAACGAACAGAAUUGAAGGACCUGCUUUUUGGUCGAUAUUAUUAUAUCAUAAAUAUUGAUUGUUUAUUUGUUUGCUUGUUGUUUUUUUUUUCUUUUUUGUGACUUUAGAUGGAAUUCAUUAUGUACAGAAACAGGGGAUGUGCUCAUGUAUCUCCCUGAUGAAUAAGAACACUGGUCUUCAUUUGGUAAAAUAUUAGUCUCUAUUUUCAUUUUUGUACAAACACAAAAUGAAAAUCAGGAAAACUCCUCGUAUGCUCAAUAAACCAAUCAAGACUUAGCGGGAAAAUAACGUUUCCAUGCAACUAUAAGAAGUGUCACGUGUCUAUGUAUCUCUGUUUUGUAUUUUCAUUUUUUUUCUGGUUCAAAACCAGAUUUUCUGUGAUUACAUACUAAUAAUUUUAUAUAACCUUUUGCUUCUUAUAACAAGUGCGAUAUAUGUUGUCGAAGCUAUGUUCUUCAAGAAUUAAAAUUGAAUUGAGAAUCUAAACAGAAAAAUAAAUAAAUAUAGACUGAAAAAGGAAA
Brienomyrus brachyistius is the source of this 2577-nucleotide messenger RNA. RefSeq names its product nuclear receptor subfamily 2 group F member 1-A-like. The record is from RefSeq and is a predicted model, not a curated record. Gene Ontology annotation, molecular function: RNA polymerase II cis-regulatory region sequence-specific DNA binding; nuclear receptor activity; zinc ion binding. The coding region runs from base 749 to 1978 and encodes 409 amino acids. Gene Ontology annotation, biological process: anatomical structure development; cell differentiation; negative regulation of transcription by RNA polymerase II. Lineage: Eukaryota; Metazoa; Chordata; Actinopteri; Osteoglossiformes; Mormyridae. The transcript is spliced from 3 exons.